CAAAACGCUAAAUCUGAACGCUAUAAAUAGCAUGUGUCGUUUGAGCCAGUAGAUAAUGUCAGUAGUCGUUGAGCUUUAUCAGCCACUACUGUAUCAAACCCUUUCGCUCUUGAAAUUGAGUUUUAAGGCACAACCUUAGAGAUGCCAUCCUGAUUUCAUAUUAAUUCACUCCAACUGUUAGCACGCAGGGAGCUCUUCCCAGCUGUUUGUCCUGGAGGAGCCCAGGGUGCCCUUUUGAUCAUUUCAGUCUCUCUCUGGUACAAUAGUUCUGAUUGGCUGAACGAGUAAGAAAAGGGAAAAUCUUUAAUUAAGCAGAUAAUCUCUUGUUGGGAUGAGAGGAGCUCCAUUUCAGAACCCCCUUGGCUCACACAUGAGACCCCCAGCCUCUGAAUUCUGGAUGUAGGUUAUAUAGAGCUCUUGCAGACCCAUCUGCUUUCCAAGGUGAAGAAAAGUCUGCCAGUCGUCUCUCUCAGGAUGUUCAUGCAUUUGGAGGUUUAUUAUUACGCUUUCAUCCUAAUGGCUCACAUGAAGUCUUGCUGCAGUUGGUCAGUGAAUAAUUUCCUGAUGACUGGCCCGAAGGCCUACUUGAUCUACUCCAGCAGUGUGGCUGCAGGAGCUCAAAGUGGGAUUGAAGAGUGCAAGUAUCAGUUUGCGUGGGACCGCUGGAACUGCCCGGAGAGGGCUCUUCAGCUCUCUGCCCACAGUGGACUCAGAAGCGCCAAUAGAGAGACAUCAUUUUUCCAUGCCAUCAGCUCUGCUGGAGUCAUGUAUACCCUCACCAGGAAUUGCAGCCUCGGUGACUUUGACAACUGUGGAUGUGAUGACACCAGGAACGGCCAACGAGGUGGUCAGGGAUGGCUAUGGGGAGGCUGCAGCGACAAUGUUGGAUUCGGAGAGGCCAUCUCCAAGCAGUUUGUGGAUGCACUGGAAACUGGACAGGAUGCACGAGCCGCCAUGAACCUGCACAACAACGAAGUUGGACGCAAGGCAGUGAAAGGAACCAUGCAGAGGACGUGCAAGUGCCAUGGAGUGUCUGGCAGCUGCACCACUCAGACCUGCUGGCUGCAGUUGCCUGAGUUUCGAGAGGUGGGCAACUACCUAAAGGAGAAAUAUCACAGAGCCGUGAAGGUGGACCUGUUGCGUGGUGCAGGCAACAGCGCGGCCAGCCGUGGUGCGAUCGCCGAGACGUUCAGUUCGAUCUCGCGCAAAGAGUUGGUGCACUUGGAGGAUUCCCCCGACUACUGCUUGGAGAACCGCACUCUGGGCUUGCCGGGAACAGAGGGCCGUGAGUGCUUGAGGAAGGGCAAGAAUCUGAGCAAAUGGGAGAAGCGUAGCUGCAAGCGGGUGUGUGGAGAGUGUGGUCUGGCUGUGGAGGAACGCAGGGCUGAGACUGUGUCCAGCUGCAACUGCAAAUUCCACUGGUGUUGCGCUGUAAAAUGCGAGCAGUGCCGCAAAACUGUCACAAAGUACUACUGUGUGAAGAGAACCAAACGGGUCAAGAACGAUAGUGCCAGCCGAAGGAAAAGCUAUCGGCUGAAAAAGAAGCACUAGAAAUGGUAUGAACUGUUUGUUACGGUGGUCCAGACAUUUUUGUCUCAGAACACACCCUGAACUUGAGAAUAAAGUGAGGUCAAAGGUCCAUCUGAAUGCUUUAAUGAACACCUACACUCUUAAAAUCAAAAAGGUACUUAAUUGGCAUCUAUGGUUCCAUGAAGAACCUUUAACAUCCAUGGAAACUUUCCAUUCCAUUUUAAAAAAUUAAUUUUUUUAAGAAUGUAGAUCUCCAUAGCUUUUACUUUGAAUG
Molecule: messenger RNA, 1804 nt
Organism: Carassius carassius (crucian carp)
Lineage: Eukaryota; Metazoa; Chordata; Actinopteri; Cypriniformes; Cyprinidae
Gene: wnt8b
Product: wingless-type MMTV integration site family, member 8b
Exons: 6
Coding region: 475-1551 (358 amino acids)
Biological process (GO): multicellular organism development; neuron differentiation; cell fate commitment
Cellular component (GO): extracellular region
Molecular function (GO): cytokine activity; frizzled binding
Source: RefSeq, a predicted model, not a curated record